GACUGCCUCGCAAGGGAUUGUCAACCAGGCUCCUAAACAGGCCAAACUGUGCUCUCCAGAAGUCUGAGGUAGCAGUUCUGCUGAUCCUGCUCCUUACUUCUCUUGAGAAUCAAAACCUCUAUCAUUUCAUGGACUGUUUCCUCUCUGCUGUAGUGUAUUCCCAGCAGACAUCUGAUUCUUCUCAUUCUUUUCAUCGAGAUGAGACUAUAGUUAUUGCUCUUGCAUCUGUGUCUGUACUGGCUGUUUUGAUUGCUGCUCUCUUCUUUGGAUACAGGAUGCUUGCAGGAGACCGUAAACAGGGUUUGCACAGUAUGAACAUGAUGGAGGCGGCAGCGUCAGAGCCCUCAUUGGAUCUGGAUAAUCUAAAGUUGUUGGAGUUAAUUGGCCGGGGACGAUAUGGAGCAGUAUAUAAAGGCUCCCUAGAUGAACGUCCAGUUGCUGUGAAAGUCUUUUCUUUUGCCAAUCGUCAAAACUUUAUCAAUGAGAGGAAUAUUUACAGGAUUCCACUGAUGGAACAUGACAAUAUUGCCCGCUUCAUUGUGGGGGAUGAGAGAUUCACUGCAGAUGGCCGUAUGGAAUAUUUAUUGGUGAUGGAAUAUUACCCUAAUGGUUCUUUGUGCAAAUAUUUGAGUCUCCACACCAGUGACUGGGUGAGCUCCUGUCGUUUGGCUCACUCUAUAACCAGGGGCUUGGCGUACCUGCACACGGAGCUACCGCGCGGAGACCACUACAAACCUGCAAUAUCUCAUCGUGACUUGAACAGCCGCAACGUGCUAGUAAAGAAUGAUGGAACGUGUGUAAUUAGCGAUUUUGGACUCUCCAUGAAGUUAACUGGAAACAGACUGGUACGCCCAGGUGAGGAAGAUAAUGCAGCUAUUAGUGAGGUGGGAACGAUCCGCUAUAUGGCCCCAGAGGUGCUUGAAGGAGCAGUCAACUUGAGAGACUGUGAAUCUGCUUUGAAACAAGUAGAUAUGUAUGCGCUGGGCCUUAUCUACUGGGAGAUAUUCAUGAGAUGUACAGACCUCUUCCCAGGGGAAUCUGUGCCAGAGUACCAGAUGGCUUUCCAGACAGAAGUCGGAAACCAUCCCACUUUCGAAGAUAUGCAAGUCUUGGUGUCUAGAGAGAAGCAAAGACCAAAAUUCCCAGAAGCGUGGAAGGAGAACAGCCUGGCUGUGAGGUCACUUAAAGAAACAAUUGAAGACUGUUGGGAUCAAGAUGCUGAAGCUCGACUAACAGCGCAGUGUGCCGAGGAAAGGAUGGCAGAGCUCAUGAUGAUUUGGGAGAGAAAUAAAUCAGUUAGUCCAACGGUCAACCCUAUGUCAACUGCCAUGCAAAAUGAGCGGAAUCUGUCGCAUCAUAGACGUGUAUCAAAGAUAAGGCCAUAUCCGGAUUACUCUUCCUCUUCCUACAUUGAAGAUUCAAUCCACCACACUGACAGCAUAGUGAAGAACAUUUCUUCUGAGCAUUCAAUGUCCACUACACCACUGACUUCAGGGGAAAAGAAUAGAAACUCCAUUAACUAUGAGCGACAACAAGCGCAAGCUCGCAUCCCUAGUCCUGAGACAAGUGUCACCAGUUUGUCCACCAAUACUACCACCACCAAUACAACUGGUCUCACUCCUAGCACUGGCAUGACCACCAUAUCCGAAAUGCCUUAUUCGGAUGAAACAAACUUACAUAGUGCAAACGUCAUGCAGCCAGGUGGGCCCACCCCUGUUUGUCUGCAGCUAACAGAGGAGGACUUGGAGACAAAUAAAUUGGAUCCAAAAGAAGUGGAUAAGAACCUGAAAGAAAGCUCUGAUGAGAAUCUGAUGGAACAUUCACUGAAGCAGUUUAGCGGGCCAGAUCCACUCAGCAGCACUAGUUCCAGCUUGCUUUAUCCACUGAUAAAACUUGCAGUAGAGGUGACAGGACAACAGGACUUCACACAAGCUGGCAAUGGUCAAGCGUGUUUGAUUCCAGAUGUCCCAUCUGCUCAGGUCUAUCCUCUGCCCAAGCAACAGAACCUUCCGAAGAGGCCUACUAGCCUCCCCCUAAACACCAAAAAUUCAACAAAGGAGCCACGGUUAAAAUUUGGUGGCAAGCACAAAUCAAACUUGAAGCAAGUGGAAACAGGCGUUGCCAAAAUGAACACUAUCAAUGCUGCAGAACCUCACGUUGUCACAGUUACCAUGAACGGAGUGGCCGGGAGAAGCCACAGCAUAAACUCUCAUGCUGGCCCAGCCCAAUACGCCAAUGGCACGGUGCCAUCUGGCCAGACAACCAGCUCAGUAGCGCAGCGGGCCCAGGAAAUGCUUCAGAACCAGUUCAGUGGAGAGGAUAGUCGCCUGAAUAUUAAUUCAAGCCCUGAUGAGCAUGAACCCUUGUUGAGGCGAGAGCAGCAGGUUGGCCAUGACGAAGGUGUUCUGGACCGCCUAGUAGACAGGAGAGAGCGACCGCUGGAUAAUGGCCGAACAAAUGCCAAUAACAACAACAGUAACCCGGGUCCAGUGCAAGACACAGCUACAGUCAGUAUCCAGAAUGUAGUGAGAAAUCCUGGGCAGACCCAGACUAGAAGAGCACAGAGGCCUAAUUCACUGGAUCUAUCAGCUACGAAUAGUUUGGAUAGCAGUAGUAUGCAGUUAGGUGACUCCUCACAGGAUGGCAAAUCAGGCUCAGGAGAAAAGAUCAAGAAGCGUGUGAAAACUCCGUACUCACUUAAGCGGUGGCGUCCUUCAACGUGGGUCAUCUCCACCGAGCCGCUGCACUGCGAGGUCAACAACAACAGCGGCGAGCGGGCAGCCCACUCCAAAUCCACCACUGCCGUGUACCUUGCGGAAGGAGGCACUGCCACCACAAUGGUAUCUAAGGACGCAGGAGUGAACUGCCUGUGAAACACUUUAAAAGCCAACAAAUGACCUUUUUUUUUGCAUUAUUUGAAACAAAAACACACAGAAGACAUUUAAAAAAACUGCUUUCUCCUCCUGUCAGCUACCCCUCCCAAGGACUCGCUUAAAAUAGAUUUCAGCUAUGCAGAAAAUUUUUAGCUUAUGCUUCCGUAUUUUUUUAUUUUCUUUUUUUUUUUAAAACAUUUUUGCACUUUUAUUUAGUAUCGCUAAAGUUAAGUCUGUCUGUUUUGACCACGGAAUAUAUAUAUGUGUAUCAAAAAUGUGGUCUCAAAAUAUUUUUUUAAAAAAAGUAACAAAAAAAAGUAUUGCUGAUAAUCAGUUUGGACCAGUUUCUUAAGGUCACUAAGAUCACAAGCAGACUAUAAGACAGGUUUGACUGCAGUGGUGUCUUGUAACCAUGUUUUGAUUUCUGUGCACAAGCUAGUCUGUAUAUUUCUAUGUUACAAAGUGUAUUUUGUUUUGAACCCCUUAUUUUUCUUGUGUCAUGUUGAAAUGUGCAAUAGUCUAUAGUUCACAGUAUGCUUUAUUGAAAAGUGUGUUUCUAAAACUGCUACAUGUUCCCCUUUUUUAUUUGUUAAUUUUUCCCUCACAGUUGAGCAGUCAGCCGGUCAUGACAGUGAAUUUUGCACACCAUAGCCAGCUUGAAGCAGCUGCCUAUAUCACAUUGUGCUCUGAGGUGACAAUGCAUGAAUUUUCCUCAACUUGAAAGGGCUUUUCAAAAGGAAC
Molecule: messenger RNA, 3614 nt
Organism: Apaloderma vittatum (bar-tailed trogon)
Lineage: Eukaryota; Metazoa; Chordata; Aves; Trogoniformes; Trogonidae
Gene: BMPR2
Product: bone morphogenetic protein receptor, type II (serine/threonine kinase)
Exons: 11
Biological process (GO): BMP signaling pathway; cellular response to growth factor stimulus; protein phosphorylation
Cellular component (GO): plasma membrane; signaling receptor complex
Molecular function (GO): ATP binding; transforming growth factor beta receptor activity
Source: RefSeq, a predicted model, not a curated record